Molecule: messenger RNA, 1108 nt
Organism: Thlaspi arvense
Lineage: Eukaryota; Viridiplantae; Streptophyta; Magnoliopsida; Brassicales; Brassicaceae
Source: the annotation of a GenBank genome assembly
AUGGGUUUGGUUGUUGGAGGCUCCGGUGUUCUUCUGUCUCCUUGCUCGUCCAGCGGCUCGAGCUCCUCCCCUGCCUACACGCUUGCUCGAGGACGGCUUGCCGAGAUAUUGGAGAGUCUCUUGUCGGAGAGUAUCUGCCCGUUUCCUCUCUCUGGUUUGCUCUCUUCGUCUCCCCUUCUUGUGGUCCUCUGCGGUGCUUCUCUCUGUCUUCCUUUCCCGGCGGUGGCUUUCAAGCUCUUCGUCUUGGAUCUGUCGUCGCUAGGUCCCUCUUUUAUUGUCCCCUGUAUCUGUUUGUUUUCUCUGGGCCCUGCUGCGGGAGCGGCUGUGUCAUCGUUAGGUUUAGGUGUAGCUUCGUUCAGAGUUUGUGGUGCUUUAGUUGCUGUUCCUCUGUUUUGCCUUGGGUCUCAGCUUCUUAGUCUCGGUGGUCCUGUGCCGGCAACUUCUUCUCAGGCCUUCCAUCAUUCGUCUGCUCUCGGGUUUGUUUUCCCAGUUGUGGCCGGUGUCAAUCUCGACAGGUUGCUCUCGCUGCCUCUGGUUGGUUUAGCUUCCGCCUUUGUGUUUCUUUUGCCGCCAAUUCAAGCUUUGGUCUUGGAACAUGAAGAGGAUGAAGCUUCAAUGCCAAAGCUGCAAGCACACGUCUGACCAUUCGAUCAAGAGGUGUAAGCAUUUGGAAACCGGUGGAGAUAGAAAGGGGAGGGAACAUCUUAUUUCUAAGUUGGUUUUCUCUUAAUAUUUACAAGUUAGAUGUUUUGUUAUACAUACCAUAGAAAUUAGGUUGUUAGUACUUUAGAAAUUAGAAUAUUAUUACUAUAGUAAUUAGGUGAUUAAAAUUUUAGAAAUAAGGUGGUUAGAGACCUGGAUAUCUAUAGUGAUUUGUUAUAUUUGUUAUAUAUUAGUUUUAUAUAAUCGAUUCCUCUGUUUUCACUUUUUAAUAAUGUAUUAGAGAUUUUAUAAUAAUUUUUUUUGUAUUUUUUUUAAGAAAAUACUACCGAUUAGCUACAGAUAGAUUUGUGGCUAGUCUUCAAUAUUGGGUACAAAAAUUUUGUGGGAAAUUGUAAUAAAUUGCCACUAUUUAUACUAUAACUACAUUGUAGCUAAUUAAUUACCG